Racocetra fulgida is the source of this 225-nucleotide messenger RNA. The record is from the annotation of a GenBank genome assembly. NCBI's taxonomy places the organism in Eukaryota, Fungi, Glomeromycota, Glomeromycetes, Diversisporales, Gigasporaceae.
AUAAUGCAUUUGCAGAAGUAGCUUAUCUUCGAUUAAAAAAAUUAGUUGUGAUGGAUAAGCCGGCCAGCACUACUACGAUGACGAACUUGAUUAAAGUUCUCGCAUGGAGUGAUGGCUUUGAAGAUAUUUUGAGUAAGAUAGAGGUGUUUAAAGGCGAGAAUGUAUUAAAUGCCAUUUCGAGAAUAGAGACUGAUUACGUCCCAGAGAUUAAUAAUGAUUACAUGG